Molecule: messenger RNA, 3523 nt
Organism: Scatophagus argus
Lineage: Eukaryota; Metazoa; Chordata; Actinopteri; Scatophagidae
Product: SAM pointed domain-containing Ets transcription factor
Exons: 6
Coding region: 497-1501 (334 amino acids)
Biological process (GO): cell differentiation; regulation of transcription by RNA polymerase II
Cellular component (GO): nucleus
Molecular function (GO): DNA-binding transcription factor activity, RNA polymerase II-specific; sequence-specific DNA binding
Source: RefSeq, a predicted model, not a curated record
UAGUCUGCAAAACCAGCACACACACACACAGGCUUGUGUGCAUAAGUAAACACAACUGCCCUAUAAAUUUAAAUUGCAGUCAAUGGUGCUGGAAUUCCUUUGCACUCUGUCACCCAGUCACUUGCCCUCGCUCCCUCUCACUUUGUACACACCCCCAGCAGGUGCUUUCAUUUGAGGUUUACUUUGCAGUUGUGCUCUAGGCAGUCACUCUCAGGUUAAGUGUAAUUGUACCAAAGAUCCUCAGAGGGUCCAAGGCCUCAGGCUGGGGGCUCUGCGACAUUUGACCAGGGGGAAACAGAUUGAAGGGUCCCCGCUGCCUGCUGCACCUCUGCCCUCAGUUAGCGCCCCGGCGUCCCGUCUGAGCUGAGCGCUGGUCUGCAACAGAAGAAAAAGGCCACCACUCUUCCUCACCAGAGCCAGAGCUGCACUGCUUCUGUUAUCAUCCAGUCAAAUCUUUGCCUCUGGCUGUCAGAGCAUCUUUGCCAGGGUACUAGUUAUGUCAAACCCAGUGGGCAGUUUAUCAGAAGGCACAGUGUAUGGAUCCCGGAUCGGAAUGACAGAGGAUUCCCUUGCCAUCCUGGAGCGAAACAGGGCCUCUGGAGAACUCUGGGACCUGGGGGAGACCAAACCAAGUGUGGAAGCCCUGGAGCGUGGCAUGCCAGGCCUGUACCUCUCCUGCUUUGACAUGCUCUUCACUGAAGAUGCCACUUGGCUAGUAAAAGUUUCAGAGGCCUCCCCAACGCUGACUGUACCCAUGACUCGCAUGGAGCCCCAGGAGGAACCAGAGCAGUGCCCCGUCAUCGAUAGCCAGGAACAGGGACUCUCAUCUGGACUGGAGGGGCAAGAGGAGGAGAGGUCUCUGGAACAGAUGCAGAGCAUGGUGGUGGGAGAAGUACUGAAGGAUAUUGAAACAGCAUGCAAACUGCUCAACAUCACUCCAGACCCUAUAGAGUGGAACACAGGGAAUGUCCAGAAGUGGCUGCUGUGGACUGAACAUCUUUACAGGCUGCCCCAUGCAGGAAAGGCCUUCCAGGAUUUGACAGGAAAAGACCUGUGUGCCAUGAGUGAAGAGGAGUUUCGCCAGCGCUCACCGCAAUGUGGAGACACGCUGCAUGCACACCUGGACAUAUGGAAGUCAGCUGCCUGGAUGAAAGAGAGGUGUUCAGUUGGAGAUACAAAAACUACCAGUGCUGAGGAGCUUUGGUCAGAGGCAGAUUCGUCUUGUUCAGGUCAGCCCAUUCAUCUGUGGCAGUUCCUCAGGGAACUCCUACUUAAACCUCACAACUAUGGACGCUGCAUCCGUUGGCUCAAUAAAGAAAAAGGUAUUUUUAAAAUUGAAGACUCAGCUCACGUUGCAAGACUGUGGGGACUCAGAAAAAAUCGACCUGCUAUGAACUAUGACAAGCUGAGCCGCUCAAUACGUCAGUACUACAAGAAGGGCAUCAUCCGCAAGCCUGACGUGUCUCAGAGACUGGUGUACCAGUUUGUUCACCCAGUAUGAGGUGGAAACAUAGUAGGAGGAGAUGGAAGCCUGUGAAAUUCAAAGGACACACUAUCUCACCACCAUGCACUUGAACAGCUAAGCUUGAGAUGAAAAGCUGACAUGGCACACGUGCCCUGACAAACCCCAAUAAUACACACUUUCGUCUCCAACACUGAACAGCUGGCAGCUGCUGCAUGAGAGCUUAUCUGUGCAAGGUCUGAGAGGAGGAUACAAAACAAAGUGGCUGUUGAGGCUUUUUCCUGCUGCAGGACAAUACAUGAAACAACCACAGAUUGAAAAACAGAAAAAAUAAAUAAUUGAACUGCCUUGUCAUUUGCAUGAUCUGCCUAUUUAUUAUCCAUAAUGUGAUUUUCAGUUAUCGUUCACUCUUUACACCAGUUAGAACUGAUUGCUCUUAAUUACAAGCUUCAGGAAAAUGCUAUGACAAGCUGAGCCACUCAAUACGUUGCCCACUGCCCACAGCUACAAUUGUUUUGUCUUUUUGUUUCACUCAUCAUGACCACGAUGUCUGUUUGACUUUAAACCAGUUUUUCUGCCACAGUUGAUAAUGUGGUUGGAUUGUUUUCCUUCUUUUAUGGGUUUGGCCCCGACUGUUAUAGACACAAUCAUUCAGAUAAGACAGGGUACUCUGCAUCUGCAUGUACACACAGCAAGACUUAUAUAAUGUAGUUUGCCGAAUCUGAAUCCAAGCCUUUGGAGGAUCCUCAAAGCCUCUGUUCUGACUUAAUAGAUAUUGCCACUUAAAUGUACAUUUUUCUAUUGUGUAACUUGGUAAAAAGUGAUGCAUUUCCUCAACAUUGUUUUACUGCGGAGGAGAACUGCUGUACUAUAUGUUAUAUGUCAACUCUGGUUUAUACUGCUGUACAGUAAGUUUCACUGUGGAGACCCAAAGUGUUAAGGAUAAAAUAAAUUGAUAUGAAAUGAAUAAUCAUCUGAAUAAACGCAGACGAAAUGUAAGAUAUAACCAAAACAACAACAAUGUCAGCAAUAAUAAUAAUUAUUAUUUAUUUUUAGCAGCCUGACUCUUGGGGUGGCAGUGUUGGUCUAUCGGUCCAGCACUUUUAUCCAGCCAACUCUAGAUUAUCAUUAAAUUUUGUUCAGAUACAUAUUGCACUCAGGAUGACUACUAAGUACUAAUGGUGGGUAUUAAUUUUGGUGAUCCCUUAAUGUUUCAUCUAGCACCAUCAACAGGUCAAAAUAUAAGUUUAUUUAACACUUUGAUUUAUGACCAAAUUGUUGCAGAAUGUAUAACAUUCAGCCUCAGCUGUACUUUGUGCUGUUUGGUGACUGUUGGCAUGCUAACCUGCAAAGCUAAAAUGGUGAACCUGGUAAACAUGAUGCCUGGUUAACACCAGCAUGUUAGUAUGUCAUUGUGAAAAUAUUAACAUGUUGAUGUUAGCACCGCUGUGCACCAUUACGUUGGACUCUUGUCAAAACGUAAGUAAACUCAGAUCAUAAUUAUUGCACUGUAUUUCAUCCAGCUUAUUUUUAAUUUUUAAAUACAUUUUCUCCAAAGAACUUUGUUCCAACAGUUUUAAUUUGAAAAUGCCCUUUCCCAGUGGCAAUUUUGUUAAAUAAUGAUGAAACAUCAGGGAAAAGUUACAACACAGCAGAGUUAACAACAGCAAGUGAAACACUGAAAAUGCUCACUGGGGGAAAAUGCUGUUGUGAAAUGAAAACAGACUCUGACAGACACAUUAUUAUUACACAGAAACAGCUGUAAUUUACAUUAAAAAUUUCCUGAAAGAAAUUUGAUUUUGAAAUAGAAACGGGAUGUUAAAGCAUUUUACUUCAAAUACUGAAAUAUUUCACAAAUUUGAAUUUCUGUUUUUUGUCUGAAUUUAUUCAUAAGAGUAUUAAUUUCAUAUUUCAUUUAUUUAGUUAAUGCUGAUUCUUUGGAGCUGCAUAUUGUACAAAGACAUCUUACCAUGCUUAUUAUUUUCAUUUGCCAUUUGUCUUCCUGAAUGGGGACAGGAUAUCCAUGCUUAAAAUAGGGCUCAAUAAACUUUAUUUUUACCU